AUGGAUAACGCAAACCUCUGGACCCGCAGAUCUAACGCUUCCAAGUUGUCUCUGUCGAUGACAGGGUCGGACGGCGCUAGAGUUGAACUUCCCCGCGCAUCAAAACGGUUUGGCCCAGAUAGCUCCCACGGUGGUCGAUCUAAUCCCUUCAACGCCCUCUCGCCUCUGUCUGGUGGCGUUUCCUCCCCUUCAACAAACGCCUCCUCCGCAUUCGGUCUGGGCUCCGGUGCCUUUGCGUCGUUCGGAGCCCCCAAGACACCCGGUGCUUCCGACGUCAAAACUCCCGGAUUCGAGAAGCGGGAAAAUCCCGUCGACCAGGAACUCGAGAGCGCCAAAGCCAAGGGUGUACUCCCCGCGAUCAAAGAGCAUCCGCUCAAGUCUACAUGGGUGAUCUGGUACCGCCCGCCUACACCUAAGUACUCCGAUUACGAAAAGUCUACCGUCCCGCUCGCCGCAAUAUCCUCGGUCGAGAGCUUCUGGUCGAUCUACUCGCACCUCAAGAGACCGUCGCUCCUUCCCACCGUCUCCGACUACCAUAUCUUUAAGAAGGGUAUCCGUCCCGUUUGGGAGGAUGAUGCCAACAAGAGUGGUGGCAAGUGGGUGGUGCGGUUGAAGAAGGGUGUGGCGGACCGGUAUUGGGAGGAUUUGCUUCUGGCUAUGAUCGGGGACCAGUUUGCGGAGGCGGGCGAUGAGGUCUGCGGAGCUGUUCUGAGUGUGCGCAGCGGGGAGGAUGUGCUGAAUGUUUGGACCCGGAUUGAUGGGGGACGGAACAUCAAGAUUCGGGAAACCAUCAAGCGUCUACUCAACUUCCCCUCCGACACCAAUCUCGUCUGGAAGAGCCACGACAGCAGCAUCGCCCAACGGUCGGCGAUUGACCAGGCGCGCCAGGACAAGGCGGGUAACACGGGUCACCACCACCACCAUCAUCACCAUCAUAACCACAACAACCAACAACAUCAGCAACAGCAGCAGCAGCUGGGGGGCGAUCGACGACGAGCCCCGACGACGGCCACCGAUGAGUUGGAUAACAAAGGCAAGGCGGCGUUUUCUUGA
Molecule: messenger RNA, 1053 nt
Organism: Aspergillus homomorphus CBS 101889
Lineage: Eukaryota; Fungi; Ascomycota; Eurotiomycetes; Eurotiales; Aspergillaceae
Product: eukaryotic translation initiation factor 4E
Exons: 3
Coding region: 1-1053 (350 amino acids)
Biological process (GO): translational initiation
Cellular component (GO): cytoplasm; eukaryotic translation initiation factor 4F complex
Molecular function (GO): RNA 7-methylguanosine cap binding; translation initiation factor activity
Source: RefSeq, a predicted model, not a curated record